Molecule: messenger RNA, 2728 nt
Organism: Volvox carteri f. nagariensis
Lineage: Eukaryota; Viridiplantae; Chlorophyta; Chlorophyceae; Chlamydomonadales; Volvocaceae
Exons: 8
Coding region: 180-1718 (512 amino acids)
Biological process (GO): cilium movement
Cellular component (GO): microtubule cytoskeleton
Molecular function (GO): microtubule binding
Source: RefSeq, a predicted model, not a curated record
CUUGUGUCGUUUUGUGUUCCUAGUGACCUGCUUGGUUAUCCUAUUCUUCUGUGAUUUGCCACCGAAACAUUGCCUGAGAGGACCAAAAGUACAUAUUUUGAUUACGUUUCUGGACUUAGUUAUAUUCUGAGGCAAUCAUAUAACAUAGCUGUGACGCGCCCCUGGGCGCCCCUAGCAACAUGGCGACCCGAGCGGUGCUCCAAACGUUUGAGCGGUAUCAGAAGGAGCGAGUGGCGUUCGUCACAGCUGUUGCUGAAAUGGCUAAGAAUCCUCAAAACAUCGAGGCUCUCCAGCAGGCGGGAGCUAUGGCUCUCCUCCGUCCAUUGCUGCUGGACAAUGUACCAAGCAUACAGCAGUCCGCUGCGCUGGCCCUGGGACGGCUUGCAAACUACAGCGAUGAUCUAGCGGAAGCUGUCGUCCAGAACGAGAUUUUGCCCCAGCUGGUUUACUCGCUUAGCGAGCAGAACAGGUUCUACAAGCAGGCCGCGGCCUUUUGCUUGCGGGCUGUGGCACGGCAUUCACCCGAGCUUGCUCAAUCGGUGAUUGAUAGUGGUGCUUUGGACUCUCUGGUAACGUGUCUGGAGGAGUUUGACCCGGGUGUGAAGGAGGCAUCGGCUUGGACGCUAGGGUACAUCGCUGGCCACAACGCAGAACUGGCACAGCAAGUGGUGGAUGCGGGCGCGGUCCCGCUCCUGGUACUUUGUGUUCAGGAGCCAGAGCUCAGCCUGAAGCGUAUUGCGGCGUCGGCCCUUUCAGACAUUGCCAAGCAUACACCGGAGCUAGCGCAGGCCGUGGUCGACGCUGGUGCCGUCCAAUACCUGGCGCCCCUUGUCAUUAACCAGGAUGCCAAGCUUAAACGACAGGUCUGCUGCGCACUCAGCCAAAUUGCCAAGCACAGCGUGGACCUGGCUGAGGUGGUGGUGGGUGCGGAGAUCUUCCCUAAAAUCCUCACCUGUCUCAAGUUCCCAGAUGAGUUUGUUAAGAAGCACAGCGCCACGGUUGUGCGAGAGGUUGCCAAGCACACGCCGGAGCUGGCGCAGCUGGUGGUGGGCAACGGUGGCGUGGGCGCGCUGGUGGACUAUAUCAGCGACUCCACGGGCAACAACCGGCUACCCGGUAUCAUGGCCCUUGGGUACAUUGCCGCAUUCUCGGAGACGCUGGCGCUUUCAGUUAUUGCCGAGAAGGCCCUGCCGCCGCUGGUGGCUGCCCUAAACGAGGAGCCGGAGGACCACCUCAAAAGCGCGACAGCAUGGACACUGGGACAGAUCGGGCGUCAUACACCGGACCACGCCAAGGCGGUGGCAGACACGGGCUGCCUGGCGACGCUGGUGUCGUUGGAAAGCGACGGCGCCUCUUCAGAGGACCUCAAGACGAAGUGCCGGCGCGCGCUGAAGUCCGUGAUUGCGAAGCUAACCCAUCUGCCCGCCCUGGAUGCGCUCGUGCACCGGGCGCUGCCGGAGAGCGUCAUGAAGAUGGUGCUGGAGCAGGUUGGCAAAGUGCUGGCGAACGACGCCGCGGGCCGCGCUCAGUUCGUACACAGCGGCGGCCUAGCUGCCGUACAGCAGAUGGCAGAGGCGCCGGGUAGCAAACUCAAAGAGGCCGUGGAGAUCAUCAACAGCUGCUACCCCGAGGAGAUCGUCAAGUACUACAGCCCCAGCUACAGCCAACAAUUGCUAGAGAAGCUGGAGAGCAUGGCGGCCACUACCGCAGCGUAUUGAGUAGGCUGAGCCGCCACUGAUGCGGUCGCAUUAGCCGCUGCCCUGGCUCCGAGCAGCAAGGGGAAUGGUUGAAGGUGGCAGGGCACAAUGUGGGGUUUUUUGCCUAUGGGGCGGACCGGGGCAGAAAGCUAUGUUUGGCUCUCCGGUGGUUGCAAGCUUGCAACAAAAGUUACGAAGCACAUAGCUGGUGAGGUGACAGACCGAGGGGCGGCACGUGCCUUGGCGAGAUCCCAUCACCACCAGGCGGGUCCUUCGUUCCGGAAGCCCGGGGUGUUGUCCAAAGGGUGGGGAAUCUUUCCAAAGGGAAGAUGUGCAGAGUCGCUUCGAGGGUCGUUACAAACAUGACGAAGGCAGAAGUUUCCGGGUGCAGGCUUACAGGGGGCUUCAGUGCAAGGGCUAUUCCGGCAUCGUGGGCUUGGGCUGUCAUAAUAUCUUAGGAGGGGAACCGUUACGCAUUGUGAACACAUGUGUAGUGAAACCUGUGUGUUCGAUUCUCUCGUAUGGGUAGGUGGGCUCGCGUUGAGACGGCCUGGCACGUUGCGAAAAGCACGGCACGUAAACCACACGGCACGGCAUCUGUGUAGAUACUAGAAAAAGAAAACCUGCGUGGCCGGCCUGCGCGUAUGUCAGUGCGCUGUGGUGCAGGAUACAGCGCGAACACAUUGGUUUGAAGGGACGCUGCUGCGGAACGCGAACCAUGACGUCACCGAGUGUGUGAGAGGCCUUUGCCAGUUUGGCGACGUUUGCUGCAGCAGACGCGUGAUUCAAGUCCUUUAAAGGCUUCGGGGUUGAUGAAAGGCAAAUGAUGCGAUUAGGAGCGCAUUGUAUACAUUCAUGGUUGGGCCCGAGUAGGGCUUUAGCUGGCGACAAGUCAGUCAUCGCUUUAAAGAUUGGUAAAUUGUCGCAGGACAUUUUAAGACGCACUGGAAGGAGGAUGCAACCGAAUUCACGGUCCACAGCUGCCCCCGGGGAUGGUCAGCAUGUGGCGCGUCGUGUAAACGCGCGGUGUC